Cephus cinctus (wheat stem sawfly) is the source of this 4741-nucleotide messenger RNA. RefSeq names its product peroxidasin homolog. The transcript is spliced from 5 exons. Lineage: Eukaryota; Metazoa; Arthropoda; Insecta; Hymenoptera; Cephidae. Gene Ontology annotation, biological process: synapse organization. The record is from RefSeq and is a predicted model, not a curated record. The coding region runs from base 1204 to 2181 and encodes 325 amino acids. Gene Ontology annotation, cellular component: neuron projection membrane.
UGCCACCGGAUCAAGACGUGGUGCGUGUCGUACUAUAUACCCUGGUGCGCGUACGUCCUCCACGAGAAAAAAAGCAUAUUUAAAAAAAAAGAAUAUCUGGUAACUAUCAUGAGAGAGAACGCGCAUUAUUUUUUGAGAAAGAAAAAAUUUAUUUUCGUCAAAAACAUUACCGCUUGCGUAUCCUUAAACACUAUGGGAUGGAUGUGCCAUAAUCCGAAAGAAUAACAAGUGAAUCGGAAGAAUCAAAGUUAUAUUUGAAAAGCGUACUUUUUGCUAUGAGAGUUGAAAAGAGGAAUACGAGUGAAUAUAAAAUUAAAUAAUUCAUAUGUAAAUGUGGUAAUUAAAAAAGAAAAAAAUUUAAAACGACACAGUAUCUUUUAAUGUUUAAGUGCACGAGGAAUCAGCGAUUUAUAAUAAUAAGCACUAAUUCAUGGUCACAGUCUAAGGAUCGUCGAUAGUUCGGCUUUGUUCGUGUUAAAGAAAAACAGACUAAAAGUAUCGUAAUAUAAGUGAAAAGAAAAGGAUAAAAAAUUAUAAAACUCUCAACAAGAUCAUUGAAACUUUUCUAAGGUUCUACGAGAGAAUAAGACCAAAGCGUGGCAACGGUCGCUGAAAAUUAUUAUUGCUGCCACGAAUAUACGAUAACGGUCAAAGUUUUCCUGUUCAACGUUUCGGCGCAACCCACCAAUCCCGUUAUAUUAUCCCCUCGACGGACGGUGCAUGCACACAUCCCUUAUUAUUUCCCUUCUCUCUCUCGCAUACUCUCGCUCCCCCCAUUUCUUCGUCUAUCCGUUUUCGCACUUCUGCAUUUGCCCAUUUCGCAACUUCUCCCGGGUAUUGCGAUGAAACGUAAAUACAUCCACAUACAUUCCCAUACGUAGAAAGAGAUACAUACGAGGGCUUUCGCGUCUCUCGUUUUAUGUGUUGUAAUACAUAAGCCCAUACGAGUCUAAUACCCAUGCUCCCCUGUGUGAUUCAUCCUGACGGAAAGUUGUUCUCGGCAUGCGAACCGCGCUAGUAAUUCUAAGCUUGGGGUUAGCAGUGUGCAAAUUGAAAUUAACCUAAUCGCGGCUGAAACCAAACCGCAAGCCGAGCGGACUCACUCGGCCUAGCAAAGUGGAUGAAACCGUGAAUACCAACGGGGGUGGCAUCGAUGUGGCAGAAUGUUGUUGUUCGGUGAACGCCGUUGCCGGGCGGAAGUGCAUGCGAAGUGCGCGAGGAAGAUAUGAAGAGAACACGCAUCAUUUGAAAAUCGAAGUGGACCCGCGAAAAGUCACGGAAAUGGCACUGCGAUGGCAAGCGAGGCUCUCCAUUGCUGCUAUACUAUUUAUGUGUACGGAAGAUACUAUGAGCAUGGGAGAGCGCAGUAUGGACACUGUGGAGCGACAUGCCAAUCAGGGUCGGGCACGUCAGCAAAUACUAGACUAUUCCUCGGGUGUAAAACCAAAAACAGAACCAACUUUUGACUUUAGUCAACCCACAAAUGUUACGGCCCUGAUUGGAAAAACAGCUUAUCUCACAUGUCGAGUACGCAAUCUCGGCGACAAAACUGUAUCCUGGAUAAGGUACAGAGACAUCCACAUCCUGACUGCCGGAGCUUAUACGUAUACGAGCGAUCAGCGCUAUCAGGCUCUGCACAGACAAAAUUCCGGACAGAAUAGCGAGUGGUCCGAGUGGACGUUGUGCAUUAAAUGGGCCCAGGAACGUGAUCAAGGGAUCUACGAGUGUCAGAUAUCGACAGUGCCUGUCAAGGCUCAUCAAUUUUACCUCAAUGUCGUUGUUCCCACGGCUACGAUACUAGGCGGUCCUGAACUCUACGUCGGUGCUGGAAGCACGAUAAAUCUCACGUGCGCGAUACACUUCAGUUCGGAGUCACCUGCCUACAUAUUUUGGUACUACAAUGAGAAGGUGCUGAGCUAUGACAGUCCUAGGGGAGGUGUUUCGGUCAUUACGGAAAAGGGAAGUGACGUCACGACCUCAUGGCUUCUCAUUCAGUCUGCACAGACUUCGGAUUCUGGAGUAUAUAGUUGCAAGCCCAGUAACGCGAACACCGCCUCUAUCAGGGUCCACGUUCUCAAUGGCGAACGACCGGAAGCAAUGCAAACCGGCACAGCGGGACCCAUUCUAUCCUCGAGUUGUCUAUUGGUGUCCCUCAUCAUUUUGUACAUAUCCUCGAUGUAAACUGUACAAGGGGAUGGUGAUCCGUCGUAUCGUGGUGCCUCCAGGAAUCCUAUGAGGGCAUCCUGACCUAUGAUAAUACCUGUAGGAAUAACCAAAACCAAUGACGGGAUCAUCGCCGCGAUUAUCCUUUAAGUCGAAGAUGCCAAUGCCGGUUAAAUGCGUUUUACUUCACCUUAUAAAAAAUUUAUCCAUGACCAUCGUCAUCUUGAAUCCAUGUCGUCGCCUUACACCGUCCCCGAUAUCGGGUCACUGCGGGAAUUAAAGAAACGGAUGGUAAUCCGGAUAAUCCUCCGAAGGAAUCGAUUUACGGAUAAUAGCGUAAAAAGGUACGAUUAUGUUACGAGAGUUUUACGAGAGCUUUCCUCCUGCGAAUCUCUCCCAUCCUCUAUCCUCACUAUCGUCUUCAUUCUAUCGCAUCUUCUUCGAGGAGAGUACAGGGGGAACGUCCAAGGGAGUCCUAUCCGAUUAUCGGCAGUCGAUCCCUCCACGACUUGUGUCGUGAAAGAGAAACCCCUAAAUUGUGCCCUUCCAGGAGUUACAGCCAUGAGACACACAGGCGGCUGUCUUUGGGAACAAGAUUCUUAGGUGACAGUGAGUACAAGCUCUGAAAAGGAUCGAUAAGGAAAACUUGAUUAGAAGUAAUUAAACAUAAUUAAGCUUAAUUGAUCCUAAUCCUCUUUCAUUUCCCACCACCCAAAUUACAAUCCUUGUUCCUCGUUCCCAUUAUAAUCGAAGCGGAUAUAGAGAGCGUCUCCAGCGCGCGACCUACACGUGUAACCCACGACGUUAAUUUGCAAUCUACACGUGUAACGCCUUUGACACUAGUUGCGUCAUUACAAACAGAAUAUACGUGACGUGGCGACCGACCACGUUAUGUCACGUAUCGGUUUAAUACUCCUCAAGUACUAUUUCAUCUAUAUACAGUGGGUAGUGUUCACAAGGUACUUGGAAAUUUUGAUGUAGAUAUAUAUAAAUGGGAGAGUCACUCACUCAUUCGUACAUUCAAAUGCACGGAAAUGUGUUAUAUCCGGCAUUGGUAUCGGCGGAUGCUAUCAAUUGUACAUACACUUGUAACAUAAAUUAUACCACCACCAAAGUACGGCCCUGCACCGACCAUCGUUCUCGGAUGCCGAUGCACGUCCGAUUAUUUAAGGGUGCUUUCCAAGACUCGAGCUUCAUGCAUCGUGCAGCUAUGGCCCCGUGUACAGAGCAUUGUACGGGUUUCGUGUUCUCUCUUACUAGACAGCCAGGAGCGUGUGAAUGCACUAUAUGAAACGGGAGCAAAAGGGGCACCUCACGAUUCAGGAAUAUUGCUAUGCACUCGACGAGCUGCACGUAAAAGCUCCUGCUACCUAGAAUACCAGGAUCGUCUUCUUUGGUACGAGCGAGGGGAUCGUGAACUCUUCCCUUUAGAAAAACAAGAAUAAAAAAUGAGAACACUGUAUAACAAGGAGGAAAAUAAAUAGAGGGAGAGUUACGCUUUACUGCUCGACUCGGGGAACGAAUUCCUUCGAACUUUUACGAAUAAAGCCUCGGUGAGAAUGUCUACCUUCUUUGCAAAAGCCACGAACGCUCAGGCGUGUUUGGUAUUUCUACGAGACUCUGUAAACGAGAGCCAUGUUGAAAGAAACUAAAGGAAAAGCUCCUUCCGAGCACAUCGAACCGAGAAACGAUGGAUUUGAAACGUCGAAGCGGGCUUGACUUUUACGGUAGAGAAAUCGUCAUGACAGGGCCGUAUCGGAGUGGCGUGAAUUCAAGAGCAGUGCCCGGAGCAAAAUCGUGUUGUACAAAUAUCUAACCACCUCUCGUCGUACCAUUCUAACAAGAGGGGAAUUUAUUCGCAGUGAAAAUGGCCUCCAGCAAAACAAAAAGGACUAGAUGUAUACUGGGUGAGCUACCUAAACUGUCGCCAAGAUAUAGUGCUGCCCUUAUGUAAGAUAGUGUACUAUUCUGUUCUUGACAAUUCUAAAGAAUUUACAGGAAUUAUCUGUCUCGUGUUUUGAUUAACACAAUUUGGCACCCGGGCACGUUGCUAAUUUUUGUGACGAACACAAAUUGACGAAUAAAGCGUUCGUUAAAAUUCACUUCAGUCAAACCUUUCGGUGUCCCUCUACGUCACGGCGAGUUCGGGUCGACGAUAUUUGUUCAAAGUGAAAAAGAAAACAAGAUAACAUUUAUGAAAGAGAAAUUGUUAAUAAAUAAAAAGAAACGUGCAAUGACUCGAGUUUCGCAGGUGUGAUUCUUAUGACUCGACUGUACUUGACUCUAGGCUAAACACGUCGAAAUGAAUAAUUGUAACCACGCAACGAGCGUUAUUCCCCAUUGUAUGAGCGCAGUCUUAAGUUAUAAAGGAAAGGAAGAAGCAAAACAAUGCCGAGGACACUCGAGAAGCUGUAGACCCUAAACGAUGCGAAACAAAGCAAAGCAUAACUCAUAUUGCAGUGAUAUUAUUAGAUCAUAGAUAGAUAUUGUACAUAUUAUGGCAUUACGAUGUUUACUAAAUAAAACAAGAAAAGAAAGAAGAGCGGGGGGAGAGAGAGAUGGCGAAUAUUAAAGGAAA